UUCUAUUUGCUAUUUUGUCUUAUUUGGCUGUGGAUAUACUCGUAUGCAGUAGAGAGCAAUUGCUGGGAUGGUCUGUUUGAUCCAGCCCUACACGAAACGAACAUUGUUCACCCCAGGCCCACCCCCAGGCCCACCCACCUCUCGUCGUGUUCCUAAAUUUUCGCGCCAAGCAGCGUGAGAACGCUAGUAACCAGACGCUUUAUAUUCCGUUUUCUUCUAUGAACGUGGUCGAGCUCGUCCACUCAAAGCAGCACCGCUUCAACUGGACAGGAUGCCGUGCCCGUCAAUGGUAGUUUGAAGAAGCAAGGCCGAGAAAUGGGUCAAUUUUCGGCUCCAUCUGACGCACCAAUCAAAUCGGAGGACGAAUCCUUGGACGCGUUGUGGCCGGAGCAACAAGAAGGCGUUCCGUUGAAACAACGUCUGAAAUUGCUUUUGGCUAGCAGUCGGACACUCAAAUCCGAAACAGAAAUUGCUGCAGUUUCCGAGCCCCCGCAUAAUAUUUAUGCUCGAAGCUACAUCAACCAUUUCUACUCACAGGAGGAGAAGGUUGGCUGUUUGAAAGUUCAGCAAAAUGAUACUGGCGAAGGAAAUGAGAGCAUGUGCCAGUUGAUUGCUGAUAAUAAUAUUAUAUCAGGAAAAGUUGAUGCAGCCAACUCACUUCAACAGAUGUCUCCAUCACACCUUGCCGUUAUAACAAAGGUUUCUGAUGCCAAUUUAUGGAAAAAAUGCAUAAAUUUUUCAUCUGGUGCUGAUAUGGAGACACCAGAGAAGAAUGAGAUUCCUAGUGACUUUUUGGAUGAUCUGGAUCUUGUUGUACUAAAAGAGCGACAAAGAAUGCUGCUAUCUAGGAGAGCACCAUCUUUCGAAAGGAAAACUAUGGAGGAUAACUCACUAGAAACUUCUAGCUUUUCUGAAGAUGACUUGAUCAAUGAAGGUACUGGAGUAAGAAAGGGAAAUGAUGAACCCCGUGAUAGGGACUUUCAGAUGGCUGGAGGUCAUUCUAAGACGUAUGAUUUGUUGAAUUUUAGAGAUCAUGGAUUGACUGAUUCCUGCCCAAACGAAUAUUCACUCAACCAAGCAACAUCACAGAGGGUUCAAGGAAAUGGUUUCUUAUGCUCUUUAAAGAAAGUUCUUUCUGAUCAAGGAAAUGAUUUAUUAUUAAAAAAAAAUCUUUCUGAGCAUGAAUCAAGUCAUGAAUUAGAUCUUCCUUCUGAUAGCCUUGGUACAGAUAUUGUUGAUGUGAAGGUCGAACCCCUAAAUAGCACCGAGUUAGAUACCAGAGGAAAACAUGCUACAGACAAUCCACUUUAUAUUCCCCCCCUUCCAAUUAAGGGAGAUGAAAUCCCUUAUGAUUCUAGCAUAGAUGAACUUGAUCACAAGUCGCUGCGAGAACGGUUGAAGUUAUUUUCAGGAAAUGUAAAUGCAAUUUGUUCAUCUGGAGGUGAUGCAAUAUCAGCUUCUUUGAUCAAAAUAGUGCCCCCUAUGAUUAAUCAUGCAAUACCGGACAGCGUGCAAGGAAAUGAUUUGUUAGGCUCUUUAAAGAAAGUUCUUUCUGAGCAUGAAUCAAGUCAUGAAUUAGAUCUUCCUUCUGAUAGCCUUUGUGCAGAUAUUGUUGAGGUGAAGGUCGAACCCUUGGAGAGCAUCGAGUUAGGUACCAGAGGAAAACAUGCUAAAGACAAUCCACUAUAUAAUUUUUCCCUUCCAGUUAAGAGAGAAGAAGUCCCUUAUGAUUGCAUAGAUGAACUCGAUCACAUGUCUCUGCGAGAACGGUUGCAUCUAUUUUCACGAAAUGCAAAUGCAAUUUGUUCAUCUGGAGGUGAUGGGAUAGCAGUUUCUUUGAUAAAAACUGUACCCCCUAUGGUUGAACCCACACCCAUUUCAUCUGCAACUGCCAAACCAAUGAAAAUUCAAAUUUCACGAAAGCGGAGAAAGACUGCCACAGAUUCAGUUGAAUUAGCAAUGGAGGAAGACGCUCCUGGACUUCUUAAGGCACUGCUUGAGAAAGGUGUAGCGGUUCAUGAAAUUAAACUUUACGGGGAACCUGAAAGCAACGAGCCUCUGGAUGAUUUGUCUACAGAAGAUAGUUUCGCUGAGCUUGAAGAGAUUAUAAUAAAGGUGUGCAAAUACGAUUUAGUAAUAAGGAUAAUUCUCUGUGACUGACUUGUAAUGGUUAGGAGAUACUCCCUCGUCCCUAAUAACUUUGCCAAGUUUGACCGGCACGGGAAUUAAUAAAGUAAAAACUGUGUGGUUGAGUUUUGUGCAGAGGAGAGAGAAUUAACUGGAACCACAAAUUCUUUACUUAAAUGGGAAAGUGGCAAAGUUAUUGAGACAUCCAAAAAUGGAAAGUUGACAAAGUUAUAAGGGACGGAGGGAGUACUACGUAAUAGAUAAUGGCUCACCUAAUUGCAGAUACUAUCAUGUUAGUUGAUGACUUAUACGUCCAAGAAAGAGAUGCAUGCUAAGUUUAAAAUAUAGAAAGAAGAGUGUGAAAGCACGAGAAUGUAGGAUGUUAAAAAUAUAUAAUAGAGUUUUGGGGUGCAAUAUUAGCAAUUUAGCACUAUUAAACACUACAUAUUUAAAAGAAGAAAUUGAGCGAAGUUCGAUGGAAAGUGAUACUACCUCCAUCCCAUUCAAAGGUUCCCGUCCACUAUUCACAUGGUCAACUUAAAUCAUUCUUAUUUUUUUUGCUUUAUAUAUCAAUUUUUUAAAUCAUAGUUACAUUUUUUUAAUCAGGCUUUGUAGCAGUUUUAAUGUAGUUUAUGUAUAUGUAAAUUUUAUUUACUAAAAAUAAUCAGUGUGAAUAGGGAUUAAGUUACUUUAUCGUCAGUCAAGCAUCGUAAACCGUAACGGGAACCUCUCUAUGGGACGGAGGAAGUAUUAGUUAGCGAUUUUUUUUCAAUUAUUUAGAAUUCAAUACAAAAAGGAUAUUAAAAUAUAGAACAACUAAAUACAAAAAUGAGUCACAUGAACAAUAUACAAUAGUUAGUAACUUAGUAACUUAGUCACAUGAAGUAUAUAAAACAACUCAAAUAUUGUGUGUUCAUGAUGAGCCUUUUGGAAAAAUUUUAUAUGGCCAUCCUCAAAGAAGCAUUGGCC
Messenger RNA from Cuscuta epithymum, 3096 nucleotides. Lineage: Eukaryota; Viridiplantae; Streptophyta; Magnoliopsida; Solanales; Convolvulaceae. The record is from the annotation of a GenBank genome assembly.